CCUCAUCCAUUGCACUUGCAUUCCAUCCCCAAUCCAUCUCCGCUCACUCCGACCGGUCAUCACAAUGGUUGCCAUCGCCCGCUCCUUCGGCGCCGCCCGCCUGGCCGCCCGCUCCGUCCAGACCAGCCAGCCUGCUGCGCGCUUCAUCUCCACCAAGGCCCAGCCCAAGACUCUCGUCAUGAACAGCGCCGUCCGCAACGCCUUCAAGAACAACGCCGGCCGCCAGAUCAUCCAGAGCCGUGGCAUCGUUGCUGAGUCCACCGCCGCCGCCAUGGUCGCUGCUGCCAAGAUUCAGGGUGCCGGUAUCGCCACCGUCGGCCUUGCUGGUGCUGGUGUCGGUAUUGGCACGGUUUUCGGUGCCCUCAUCCAGGGUGUUGCCCGCAACCCGUCCCUCAGGGGUCAGCUCUUCCAGUACGCCGUUCUCGGUUUCGCCUUCGCUGAGGCCACCGGUCUCUUCGCUCUCAUGAUGUCCUUCCUCCUCCUCUACGUUGCAUAGAGGAGUGCGUUGCUGGGUUCACUCUGUCAUUCGGGUCUACGGGUCGGGUCUCAGGGUGGAAAAAUUUGCGGAUGGGUGUGUGCAUACAAGACUACCUC
Molecule: messenger RNA, 594 nt
Organism: Paraphaeosphaeria sporulosa
Lineage: Eukaryota; Fungi; Ascomycota; Dothideomycetes; Pleosporales; Didymosphaeriaceae
Exons: 2
Coding region: 65-496 (143 amino acids)
Biological process (GO): proton transmembrane transport; proton motive force-driven ATP synthesis
Molecular function (GO): proton transmembrane transporter activity
Source: RefSeq, a predicted model, not a curated record